Messenger RNA from Cuscuta europaea, 2208 nucleotides. NCBI's taxonomy places the organism in Eukaryota, Viridiplantae, Streptophyta, Magnoliopsida, Solanales, Convolvulaceae. The record is from the annotation of a GenBank genome assembly.
CUUUGUUAUCCAUCCACGUACAUAGUUAUUGGGGGAGUAUUACUUAAUUGAUUAAUUGAAUACUCGCUUUGUGUAAAGAAAGAUUCUUCUUCUUCUAUAAAAAAUACUUCUGUUUUAUUUUCUCAUGAACAAUAAUACAAAACUGUUUUUUUCCUUCAUGAUUUCAAUUUUAUACCUCCCAUCAGUUUCCCUCUAGAGCUCACGUUUGGCGCCGGCUGUCAUGGAGUCGCCGGAGUGUGUCGGAACGACGCUAACUACCGUGGAAAGUGUUCAGAUUCGUGAUGCUAUUGAUGCCAACCGGGGGCUGUAUAGGAGACGGAGUUCGACCGCGGCUGCGGAGAGUGAAGUCAACGGUACGGAGGAGGAGGAGGACAGGGACGAGAUCAAGCGCGGCGGCCGCGGGAGAUUUAAAUCUCCGAGUGAGCACAGUAAAUCCGGGGGAGUGCCAGAAGAUGAAAAUGUAAACGGAGAGAGGAAUGAUCGUGAAUUUGCAAAUGGCGGUGCGCGUAGAGGAGCUGCUGACGACAACGUGACGUUUGAAUUUGCAUACAGGCCGUCCUCGCCGGCUCACCGUCGAAUCAAGGAGAGUCCCCUCAGCUCCGACGCCAUAUUUAAACAGAGUCAUGCAGGCCUCUUCAAUCUUUGUAUAGUGGUGCUUGUAGCUGUUAAUAGCAGGCUGAUCAUUGAGAAUUUAAUGAAGUAUGGGCUGUUAAUUAGUGCUGGGUUUUGGUUUAGUUCAAAAUCCCUAAUGGAUUGGCCGGUUCUAAUGUGCUGCCUUAGCCUCCCAGUUUUCCCUAUUGCCGCCUUCCUUGUUGAGAAACUGGUCCAGAUGAAGCGUAUAACUGAUGCAGUUGCAGUUACUUUGCACAUAAUUAUAACGACAACUGCCAUAUUAUAUCCAGUUCUUGUUAUUCUAGGGUGUGAUUCUGCUUUUCCAUCAGGUGUCACCUUGAUGCUUUUUGCUUGCAUUGUAUGGUUAAAACUUGUUUCUUAUGCCCAUUCAAACUAUGAUAUGAGAGCACUUGCAAAAUCACUUGAUAAGGGGGAUACUUCAAGCAUUGCUUAUGCUUAUGAGGUUAGCUUUAAAAGCUUAGUAUACUUCAUGGUUGCUCCUACAUUAUGUUAUCAGCUGAGUUAUCCACGGUCUGCCUAUAUUCGAAAGGGUUGGGUGGUGCGCCAACUAAUCAAGUUGAUAAUAUUUACAGGAUUCAUGGGCUUUAUCAUAGAGCAGUAUAUCAACCCAAUUGUGAAAAACUCGCAGCAUCCUUUGAAAGGAAACUUUUUAUAUGCUAUAGAGAGGGUAUUGAAGCUUUCAGUUCCAACCUUAUAUCUUUGGCUCUGCAUGUUCUACUGCUUCUUUCAUUUAUGGCUAAAUAUUCUUGCAGAACUUCUGCGCUUCGGUGAUCGUGAGUUUUACAAAGAUUGGUGGAAUGCAAAAACAAUUGAUGAGUACUGGAGAAUGUGGAAUAUGCCUGUUCAUAAGUGGAUGGUUAGACAUCUAUAUUUCCCAUGCUUAAGAAAUGGCAUACCAAAGGGGAUUGCCAUUUUGAUUGCAUUUCUUGCUUCUGCUAUUUUCCAUGAGCUUUGUAUUGCUGUUCCUUGCCAAAGACUCAAGUUUUGGGCAUUUAUUGGAAUCAUGUUUCAGGUUCCACUUGUCAUUUUGACAAAUGCAUUACAGAACAAGUUCAGGAGUUCAAUGGUGGGAAAUAUCCUUUUCUGGUGUUUCUUCAGUGUCUUCGGCCAACCGAUGUGCGUCCUUCUCUACUACCAUGACCUGAUUAACACAGAAGGCAGCACAACCUAAAUGGAGAGCAUUUGAUCAAACACUGCCAGAAUGAAAAUGCAGAGCCGUCACAUGUUGUGGAAUUACUCAUGGAUGAUGGAUGGCAUCAGUACUUGUGUGUUGCAGAAAAAAUGAAGCAAGACUCUGUAAUAGACUAAUAGAAGAAACUUGGUCUAAAGAAGAUGUAAAGACUUGUUUUCUUUUGGGGCACUGAGGUGGAUACUACACACAAAUCUUUAUAUCGACCCACACACAAAAACAUUGUAAGACACCAACAAUGUGAGUUGUUCACCCUUUACUCUAAAUCAGGGGUUGGGUUUUGGUGAAAUCACUGAAAUGGUCAGUUUUUUGUUGUUGUUGUUGACAAAACUUAGGCUCGGCUUGAAUGCUUAAUAAUCCUCAGGUAAUCUGCAUGAAGAUAUGCA